AUGAUACCACUGACUGUCCUCAGGGAAUACUGCAACGAGCUAGAGCUCUCCAACAACAACACUGAGUUCCUGCUCAACUUCAUCGCUCUCAUGGAGAAGGUGACACCUGACUCCAAACAAUGUGAGUCACUCCGUCCCUCCAUUUCCCUCAGGGGAGACUACCUCUCAUCUUACUGUAGCCUCGCCACGUGGAAAUGUAAUGGCAGGAUCAGAAUUCUCAUAGUUUACAUAUGACCGCUAUACUCAGUAUUUAAAUGCACAGUCACAAUCAACAAUUUGCUGUCAAUCACAAUGCCUCCUAAAGCAUGUUCCCUUCUCACUGUGGUCUAACCCAGGUGACAACCUGCUCCUUCAUAACCUCAUCCUGGACACUGGCAUCAUCAGACAACUGGUGGAGAAGGUGUGGAAAACCAAAGACCUCACCACGUGAGUAGAGGACUGCAUGUGUACUACGUGUUAUAUCCAGAGUCUGGGUACUUCCUUUAUUCUCACUCUCCUGUUCUGUGUUGCAGAUAUGGCUUUCUGGCAGUGUUCGCUGCAACAGAUGGAGGGAUUACAAGAGUGUAUCCCAACAAGUGAGUCCAGUCUUAAUCUACCACCUAACAUUUCUUCAAAGUUGUACGUAGUAGAGUACAUUGAAUGUGCACGUAAAGCCUCCCAAAUAUUGGACCAACUUCAAGUGCCAAAGUCAAGUGCCAAAGUCAAGUGCAAAGUCAAGUGCAUAAAUGUAUCUAAAUUACUUUUUGUGCUUAUAAACAUAUAAACUGGUAUUAAAUAUCCAGGAUAGCUUGGACCAAGGUAUCUGCCAUUAUACCUUACAGUUUAGUAGUUUCUGGCCCUGGCUCUGUCUGUGAGUUUUAAUGUUGUGCUGAUCCUCAGGGCUGCUGAGACUUGGGAGGAGGACCCUGAGCCUUUUAAUGCCAGCUAUUACCGCCGGAGUCUGGACAACAAGGGCUACAUCUUCAGAGCGCCUUAUCGCACCGGUGAGUCACCAUCUGUCUCACUUCCACCCAGACACUACUGGACUACUAAAGUCUUUAUGGGAUCUGUUCUGUUGACUUGUUUGUUAUUGACUCCCUCCUCCAUCCCUCCUCUCUCCCUACUUCAUCCUUCCUCCCUCCAUCCCUUCUCUCUCCCUCCUCCAUCCCUCCUCUCUCCCUACUUCAUCCCUCCCUUCUCCAUCCCUCCUCUCUCCCUCCUCCCUCCAUCCCUUCUCUCUCCCUCCUCCAUCCACUUCCUCCCUCCCUCCCUCUUCCAUCCCUCCUCUCUCCCUCCUCCAUCCCUCCUCUAUCUCUCCUUCCUCCUUCCUCUCGCCCUCCUCACAUCUCUCCUUUCCUUCCUCCUUCCUCUCAUUCUCUCCCCUCCUCCAUCUCUCCUCCCUCACCCUCCUCUCUCCCUCUCCUCCCUCCUCUCCUCUCUCCUCCCUCCCUCCCUCACCCCUCCCUCCAUCCAUCCCUCCUCUCUCCCUCCUCCCUCUCUUCCUCCCUCCCUCCUCUCUCUCCCUCCUCCAUCUACCUCCCAUCCUCCCUCCCCUCCUCCCUCCCCCUGCCCUCCCCUCUCAUCCCUCCUCCAUCUCUCCUCCCUCCUUCCUCCCUCUCUCCUCCCUCCCUCCCUCCUCCCAUCCCUUCCUUCUCUUUCUGCUUCUUCUCCAAUGCAGUGAAUGAUGAGCUGCUGAACCCAGAGAACGACACCAUAGGAAUCCUGGUCAGCACUGCAGUGGAGAUCAUAGUGGGAGGGAAGACCAUCAAACCUGCAGGUGGGCCAUGCCGCACCGCACCGGGACACUGGGACUCUGGGAGGGAAGGGUUCAUUAGCAUUGGUGGAGGUGUAGCACAUGGGAAUGUGUGAAACUUACUCCUCAGCCUGAAGUGUCCCCACUUGCACCACUGCAUAGCUAGCUUUCCGCGUGGCGCCGACUGGUAAAACGCUUCAGGAGGGCAGUCACAUGUGCUAGCAAGGCAGAGGUCCUGAGUUUGUGUGAUGUCUUUUACAGAGGCAUGAUGAGUAGUAUGGUUAGUUUACUCCACUGGGGACUAGUAUGGAGUAGUAUGAUGUGUUACUCCACUGGGGACUAGUAUGGAGUAGUAUGAUGUGUUACUCCACUGGGGACUAGUAUGGAGUAGUAUGAUGUGUUACUCCACUGGGGACUAGUAUGGAGUAGUAUGAUGUGUUACUCCACUGGGGACUAGUAUGGAGUAGUAUGAUGUGUUACUCCACUGGGGGCUAGUAUGGAGUAGUAUGAUGUGUUACUCCACUGGGGACUAGUAUGGAGUAGUAUGAUGUGUUACACCACUGGGGACUAGUAUGGAGUAGUAUGAUGUGUUACUCCACUGGGGACUAGUAUGGAGUAGUAUGAUGUGUUACUCCACUGGGGACUAGUAUGGAGUAGUAUGAUGUGUUACUCCACUGGGGACUAGUAUGGAGUAGUAUGAUGUGUUACUCCACUGGGGACUAGUAUGGAGUAGUAUGAUGUGUUACUCCACUGGGGACUAGUAUGGAGUAGUAUGAUGGUUACUCCACUGGGGGACUGUAUGGAGUAGUAUGAUGUGUUACUCCACUGGGGACUAGUAUGGAGUAGUAUGAUGUGUUACUCCACUGGGGACUAGUAUGGAGUAGUAUGAUGUGUUACUCCACUGGGGACUAGUAUGGAGUAGUAUGAUGUGUUACUCCACUGGGGACUAGUAUAGAGUAGUAUGAUGUGUUACUCCACUGAGGACUAGUAUAGAGUAGUAUGAUGUGUUACUCCACUGGGGACUAGUAUGGAGUAGUAUGAUGUGUUACUCCACUGGGGGCUAGUAUAGAGUAGUAUGAUGUGUUACUCCACUGGGGGCUAGUAUGGAGUAGUAUGAUGUGUUACUCCACUGGGGGCUAGUAUGGAGUAGUAUGAUGUGUUACUCCACUGGGGGCUAGUAUGGAGUAGUAUGAUGUGUUACUCCACUGGGGGCUAGUAUGGAGUAGUAUGAUGUGUUAUUCCACUGGGGGCUAGUAUGGAGUAGUAUGAUGUGUUACUCCACUGGGGACUAGUAUAGAGUAGUAUGAUGUGUUACUCCACUGGGGGCUAGUAUGGAGUAGUAUGAUGUGUUAUUCCACUGGGGGCUAGUAUGGAGUAGUAUGAUGUGUUACUCCACUGCAGGCAUAGAACAUAUUUAGGAAAUGUAAAUUGUAGUGUUUUCGAGGUGUAAAAAGGCAUGUAAAGUUUGUUAUUUCCACUUUAAACGAAAAAUAUAUCAACCCCUUCAAAAAUGUCCAUUAAUUAUAAUCCACAUACUAAUUCACAUUUCCUGUUGCUGCAGGAUCAUUAUCCUGCUGUGAGAAACUGUUCAAAUUAAGAUAGUACAUCUGUAGUAGGUAUUUGGAGGGAAAUAAAUGUAUCACGGUAGGAGGAAAAUAUCUGUCUCUCGCACGCACGCUCUUCCCUUCUCUCUCAUUGCUUUGGGAAUAUCUCAACGUCUCUCCCUCUAUGUAUGACUAGUGGUUGGAGUAAAGCUGGACCUUGAGGCCUGGGUGGACAAAUUCAAGAUCUUGGCUAGCAACCAAACAAGUCCAACAAGUGACAACCGCCAAGUCCAACAAACGGUAACAAACAUAAGGACAACCAGGAAUUGAACCCACACAAAAACAUAUGAAAUGUGUUUUUUGCUGAUCCUUGAUGAUUAUUUGUUGCAGUGUGGACCAACCAGUGGCUGUGAGAUGGACUGUGACGCCAACAGCGAAGUAAGAUUAUGAAUAAUCAGUGGUGUAGUGGAGGGUAUAUACAGGUUUACGCCGUAUACCCACUUAUCUUUCAGUGGGCAUUGUGUAUACUCCCUUCUUAAUCCCCAGGAUGCGUAUUAAAGUAGAGUAGUGGAGGUAUACGCCGUAUCAAUUAACAAGGUUGUUGGAACAGAUCGGAAUGUUUCGCUUAAAAUGUUGAUAAACUAUUAUUUAUUCACAUUUUCAGUGCAGCAAUGUACACACGGCGGUAGGCCUAGAACGGUGUGAAUGUUCCAAAAUGCUAUUUGUGGGAAAACAUAAUUGAGUCAGAAGACACCAGACUGUGAAAGACCAACAUGGGAUAUAUCAUUUUAGGUCAUUCAGAGUGUAUGUCACUGUUUAUCUGAGAAUUGUUCACACAGGCAGGACCAUUUGGGAUCUUUUGGCAAGAUUAGAGUAAACCCACAUCUCCAGGCACCACUACACCACUGUGCAUAAUGCUAAUAUCAUGUUUUCAAUGGUACUAUAUGCAUGAGACAUAGUUGAGAGUUAAACAGACUAACUAACAGUUGGGUUCUCAUGUUGUCAUGGUUGUCUAUCUGUGCCUGGCCAUGUAGGACCUUCUGUGUUACCUGGUGGAUGACGGUGGUUUUAUGAUCAUGUCCAAUCAGAAGGAUCACUGGAACAAGGUGACAUGUCCUUACAGUUAAUACAAAGCUUUAUUGAACCCAGUCUAUCUUUGACUUAGGGGCAUGUUUUAUAAAUCUGUGUUGUGUAACUCUGUAUUUCCUCUCUUCUACAGAUUGGCAUGUUCUUUAGUGAAGUGGACCCCUACCUGAUGCAUGCUCUCUACAACAACUCCUUUUACAACCGGAAGCAGUCCUUUGACUACCAGUCUGUGUGUGACCCCGUGCCAAGCAGCAACACCGGGGCUGCGCCAAGAGGAGUCUUUGUGGUAAGUACUUCACACAUUCAACAAUGAAAGACACGGCUAUCACCCUUCUGUAAUAAUGGAUGAAUGAAUGCUUGAUAGCUAGCAAAUUUAAAAUGGUGAACAGUCAAUGUCCUUGUGUUCAUGCUUCCCCCUCUUUCUCCCUCCCAUCAGCCCACCAUUGUGGACUUUGUGAACCUGGCUUGGUGGUCAUCAGCAGCUGCCUGGUAAGACCAGAGAAUACAGGAAUACUGUUACCUGAAACACACACUACUAAAACAGAGCCACAUAUUUGCACCACCAACAUCCUUUAAACAAUCUCCCUUUCCACUCAGGUCCCUAUUUCAGCAGCUGCUCUAUGGAAUGGCCUACCAUAGUUGGUUUGUCACAGGUGAGUACAAAGUCGAGAUAUUGUUAUAUCACUGUCCUAUAUAUAUGUUUUUUAUGAAGGACAGUGAUUGCAACACUAGACUGUACUAGUGAUUAUCUGUGUCCACAUCAAUAUGUAUAUGUCUGUGUGUUGUAGAUGAGGUGGAGGCCGAGGGGAUGGACUCCAGAGAGACCAGCUGUGUGACGAUACAGACUCAGUUCUACUUCACUAACAUCAGCAGCUCCUAUGACAUCCUGCAGGACUGUGGCAACUGCUCCAGGUAGCUUUUACUCUACACUUACAACUCGUACACACCAGUGGAGGCUGCUGAGGGGAGAACGGCUCAUAAUAUUACAUUUUACAUUUUAGUCAUUUAGCAGACGCUCUUAUCCAGAGCGACUUACAGUUAGUGAAUGCAUACGUUUUCAUACUGGCCCCCCGUGGGAAACCGAACCCACAAUCCUGGCGUUGCAAGCGCCAUGCUCUACCAACUGAGCUACAGGGGAACGGCGCAAAUGUAAUGGCAUCAAACACCUGGAAACCAUGUGUUUGAUAUAUUUGAUACUAUUCCACUGAUUCAGCUCCAGUCAUUACCACAAGCCCGUCCUCCCCAAUUAAGGUGCCACCAACCUCCUGUGGUGCACACAUACACCAACAUAGUUAAUGGAAAAUGCACUUGAGUAAUAGUCCUUAAUUCAGCGUUUCCCAAACUCAGUCCUGGGGACCCCAAGGGGUGCACGUUUUGGUUUUUGACCUAGCACUACACAACUGAUUCAAAUAAUCAACUAAUCAUCAAGCUUUGAUCAUUUGAAUCAGCUGUGUAGUGUUAGGGCAAAAACCUAAAUGUGCACCCCUUGGGGUCCCGAGGACCGGGUUUGGGAAACGCUGCCUUAAUGAAUCUAAAAGUUGAUGAAAUUCUAUCAGAAGUACUGAAAUAGUAACCUCAUUAAGUUAAAUGAGCCUAGUAAAACUAUCUCAUGGAGCUGAUCCAACAAUGAACAAGUCUGUCAUAUACAAAUGUAGGAUCUUAAUUUUAUCACUAUUUUGUUGCUGAGAAUUUUCCUGAUCUUUUGUGAUUGAUUUUGAUAAAUUCACUGAAAACCCACACUAACACAAGGUUAUAUAAACAGUAUUAUAAACUGGGUGGUUUGAGCCCUGAAUGCUGAUUGGCUGACAGCUGUGGUAUAUUUAAGCAAUAAGGCCCGAGGAGGUGUGGUAUUCUGGCCAAUAUACCACGACUAAGGGCUGUUCUUAGGCACCAACGUAAUUAGAGCAGUAAAAAUACAUGUUUUGUCAUACACGGCUCUCAGCCAAUCAGCAUCCACCCAGUUUAUAACAGACCGUAUACCACAGGUAUGACAAAACUUUUAUUUUUACUGCUCUAAUUACAUUGGUAACCAGUUUACAAUAGCAAUAAGGCACCUGUGUCCAGGCACUCUGCGUUGCGUCGUGCAUAAGAACAGCCCUUAGCCGUGGUAUAUUGGCCAUAUACCACAACUCCUCUGGCAUUAUUGCUUAAUUGCACUUUUCAUGUAGCCUACUUUUGGCCAGCUAAUAACCUAACCACCGAUCAAGCAACAUAAUAGACUAAACAUAAAAAUCCUGCAGGAUUAUUUUGCUGUGACAAUAUAGGUCAAUUUAAGAUCCUACACUUGUAAGAAGAGUUUGUUGACUCAGUCUCUCUCUCUCUGUGUGUAGGCUGAUCCAUGCCAAGAGGUUAAACAACACCAACCUGCUGUUUGUGGUGGCAGAGAAGAUGCCCUGCAAUACCUGUGAGGUAGAGAAACUGUCCCAGGCGGAGACUGAGUGUAUCCUUACCAACAUAUGCACACCUGCUGUUGGGAGUCUUCUCCGCUCAUUCGUUUAUCUAUCUCUUUAUCGACUUGUUUAUAAGAGUGGCUUUUCACAUUCAACUGACUGGUGUUAUUGUCAAACCAUUUAAAUGUGGGUUCGGUCCAGUUGACCCUUUGAUGCCUAUUCUAACUAAAGCUUCUGUAUGUUGUGUUUAUCUUUGUGUUACAUGUUUUUUAUGGCAUAAACCUGUGGGAGAGGAAGCUAUAGGAGCGGGUGUUUGUACACACAGAGACUUGGAGAGUGACUAUAUAGGUAAUGUGAGUCAUUCCUUAACCACGCCUCUUCCAGUCAAGGACGAGAACCCAUCAUGUGAGGACAUGAGUGCAGCGAGGUAUCGAAAAGGGCCCACUGUGUGCUACGACUACAAUCUCUCUGUAAGACUUACAACUGAGUGUACAACUCAGCACUCGUUUACACAGACCAUACAAUAAACAUAUACUCAUGCGCAUAGAUCCUAUUUUCACUAAGAAGACACACACCAUUAAUAUUUAUUUUUUAUUUUCAAAAAUUCUACUGUAUGACUAAAUAUGUCUCCUUUACUCUCCAGGAGAACACAUCAGACUGUGGGCGGGGCCACUCCUUCCGCCCCUCACUCCAGACCCUGCUCAUGAUUCAGCUCUUCCUCCUCUAUCCAAUCGCCAGCCCCCAUAUUCUGCCCCUCUUACUUUAAUUCUCCUCCUGUCUACUCUCCCCAGCUUUUUUUCCAUCCUAAUGCCCCCGCCCUCUCCCCUCUAUGCUCGCCCCUGCUCUAGUCAUAGGUUAUAAUGGGACUUCCUGUCACUGCAACUUGGAAGCCCUGAGUACCGCGCUACUGUACCCAGCUAGCUUCAAUUGUUGUUGCUUAGUGACAGUUGCAGGACCUGUAUGUUCUCAGCGAGUUACGUACCUUCAUCCAUGGGAAGAGAUUCAGAAGGUUGGUGUUCCAACCACCACAAUUAUCAGAGGCUAUGUCAGAAAACAAAAAAGACCCCACCCCUACCCGCAUCAACAGGACGAGUGACAAGUUAAAAGACAAGUUGGAUGCAAUGUCACAGAGCUCCAGCUGUCAUGGACACAGCAGAGUUUAGGUUGAAUGUUUCUGCCUCUGUUAGUCAGACGGGAUGAGGAGACAUGGCCUCCAUCUCGCUCACUCAUCUCUGACCUGAUCAGUCUCAUCGCUCUGUCAUGUGUCUCUCAUGGGGGGCUACUAUACGGACCAUUCAGACAUUUAUAGCUACUGUAACAAGAGAAUUAAGGAAAAAAUGAACUUUCAAGUAUACAAAAACAUACAAUUAUAAACUGUUGAAGUAUUGAGUAUUCAAAGCAUAUGUUAGGGUAUCAUUUGCAAUGAAAGUUGUUAGUUGUUACAUUAAUUAAUUUAUGCACUAUAUCUACUUCUUGCCAAAAUGAGAGACUUUUCAUGUGGUCUUAUUUUUAUAACCAAAUUAGUGAGAGGAAAAAGAGAAACUCAGAAAGGAAAGCUAGAGAAAUAGUGUUAGGAAUAACUGAGUUGGCUGAAUACCAAUUCUUCUUGAAGACCUCUACUGUUCUCCACUUGAAGUUUGAACUGUUUCUGCCCCUGGAAGCACAGUAUUGUAUUUAUAAUCAUGGUAAUAUGAAAUAGUAGUCUUACAAAGAAUAACAUUUGACGUCUUUGAUCAUCAUAGAUAACUGAUGUUAGGUAAUGAAUCGGUAAUUAGGUGUCCGAAUUGGACAAAGCAAAUUAUAACUUUUCCCUUACAAAAAAAUUAAAAACACUAGGCUACACCAGUUUAUUAUGAAUCAGUAUUAAGCCUCUCAAAAGUCUGAACGUUUGGGCUUCAUUGCUGUAGGUGGUGUGUAGUACAGUGCUAUCCCACUCGGCACACACUAAUUGAAUCAACGUUGUUUCCACGUCAUUUCAACGAAAUUACAUUGAACCAACGUGGCAUCGACGUUGAAUUGACAUCUGUGCCCAGUGGGAUCCUUUCUGAUCAGUGGACAUUCUGACUGACCUUUGCUCCUGACCCCAGUGAAAGCGAACCCCUCUGCCAAUCCUCAUACGGCCGCCACACCGGGUCCACUAAUGUUCCUAGGACUGUAUUUGUAUGUGUUUAAUAUCUGUUGUCACCACAGAAGCGCAGAUACACAAAUAUCUAUUCAGACUGGCCCAUAAGUAUCUAAUUUUAGUUGCAGGUAGGUUUUGGCAGAACUUAGCUUGUAUUACCUUUGACAGACGCUGUGUAACUUCAGACCAUUUGCUGCUGGGGGAUUGGGGCUUAACAUUUCCCACAUAAAGAUAUGCAGCUGAGGCCACUGACGACUGAGCUGCAGUCUGGGUGUGUUUUCUGUUACAUGUCAUUCUGAUCAAUUUGAAGUGAAAUGUCAUUAGACUCCAUGUUUAGGAGCCACUCUCUGUUGUCAUAGUGCCUUGAUGCACUUUGUUUUGGAAAGCAUUGGCUCUAGAGCUACUGUACAGUAGCUUUAUAGAAGAGCCACCCUAAUGGCUGUGGAGCUACAUGAUCUUUAUAGAGCAAGUCUAUUGGCUAUAUAUCUACAGUAGCUUUAUAGA
This is a messenger RNA of Coregonus sp. 'balchen', 9378 nucleotides long. NCBI's taxonomy places the organism in Eukaryota, Metazoa, Chordata, Actinopteri, Salmoniformes, Salmonidae. The record is from the annotation of a GenBank genome assembly.